UCUACUCAUCAUUCUCAUCACUAUACUCAGGUGUAUGGUGAUUCAUUUUGAGAACAGCUCCAAUUUGCAUGCAUCAUAAUAUUACUUUUGUUAUGGAGAGUCAAAACCAUCAAGUCCAAGUUUCCUAUUCAUCAGGAGAAUCCCUUAGAGGAGGAACAUCCUUCUUCAAAACAUGUUUGAACGGACUCAAUGCCUUGUCAGGUGUUGGGAUACUCUCAAUGCCAUAUGCAGUGUCUCAAGGAGGGUGGAUGAGUUUAAUUUUGCUCCUCAUUGUUGCUACUGUGUGUUGGUACACAGGAUUGCUUCUUCAAAGGUGCAUGGACGCACAUCCAUUAAUCAAAUCCUACCCUGACAUAGGCAAGGUUGCUUUCGGUUACAAAGGAAGAGUUGUGGUAGCCAUUUUCAUGUACUUAGAGCUCUAUUUAAUUGCGGUAGAAUUUCUCAUUCUAGAAGGUGACAACCUUGAGAAGUUGUUUCCAAAUAUGAAUUUCAAGAUUGCUGGCCUUAGAAUCCGAGGCAAAGCCGGUUUUGUCUUGCUAACUGCGCUCGUGAUACUGCCAACCACUUGGUUGAAAAGCUUGGGAGUUUUGGCCUACAUUUCUGUUGGUGGGGUUGUGGCUUCUCUUAUUUUGAUUGUUUGUGUUGUGUGUGUUGGUGAAGUUGAUGGAAUUGGGUUUCAUCAGAAAGGAGAGAUAGUUAAUUGGAAAGGGUUGCCUUCUACUGUAAGUCUCUUUGCAUUUUGUUACUGUGGACAUGCAGUCUUUCCUACACUGCGCAAUUCCAUGAAAGAUAGAACUCAAUUCUACAAGGUUUUGAUGGUAUGCUUCAUCACAAGCACUAUAACCUAUGGGUCCAUGGCUAUUAUAGGGUACAAGAUGUUUGGAGAACAUGUGAACUCUCAAGUAACCUUAAAUCUUCCAACAAAAAAAAUAAGCACUAAGAUAGCAAUUUACACCACAUUAAUUAACCCUUUUACCAAGUAUGCUGUUAUAAUCACCCCAAUAACCAAUGCGAUUGAAGAAACAUUACCUCUUUUAUAUAAGGGUAGACCUGUUGUCAUCCUCAUCAGAACAAUCAUUGUGCUAAGCACCUUGCUUGUGGCAUUAUUCAUUCCUUUUUUUGCCUAUGUUAUGGCGUUUAUCGGAGCAUUCUUGAGUGUGGCAGGUUCAUGGAUUUUUCCAUGUUUAUGCUACUUGAAGAUGAAUAAAGCAGCUCAAAAGUUUGGAAUGGAAUUGGUUAUUAUCAUAGGAAUUCUGUUUACAGGGUCAAUUAUUGCUCUAGUUGGUACCUAUAUCUCCAUAAUUCAGAUAAUACAUGACAUCAAGCUAUGAAGAUGGAGAGUUCAAAGUUUCUAAAAUACUAAUUAAGCAAAUCUAUUAAUCAUGUGUAUAGUAUCAAAUCAAAUAAUUAUA
Messenger RNA from Arachis stenosperma, 1412 nucleotides. RefSeq names its product amino acid transporter AVT1I-like. Gene Ontology annotation, cellular component: plasma membrane. NCBI's taxonomy places the organism in Eukaryota, Viridiplantae, Streptophyta, Magnoliopsida, Fabales, Fabaceae. The transcript has 3 exons. The record is from RefSeq and is a predicted model, not a curated record. Bases 69 to 1331 code for a protein of 420 amino acids.